This is a messenger RNA of Penaeus vannamei (Pacific white shrimp), 2226 nucleotides long. The record is from RefSeq and is a predicted model, not a curated record. NCBI's taxonomy places the organism in Eukaryota, Metazoa, Arthropoda, Malacostraca, Decapoda, Penaeidae.
AUGGUUUGGGAAAAUGGCGGAAGCAGGAGUCGCGACCGCCUCGCCUUCUGCCAGGUUCUUCUGUCACAAGCACGCCACAGCUACCCGAAUAUGUUUGUCCCCGGUGUAACAGUGGGUUCAUUGAAGAACUCGAGCGAGUCCAAGGUUCUGACAGUGACAGCUCCAGUGAUAUGGAAUCAGAACAGUACGACAUGUGGGAAAUGAUCAGCCAGGAUGUGUCGUCGACAGGGCCAGGUGGGUCAGGCUCAUCAUCUGCCUCGUCCUCUGGCCCUGGACUACGCAGGAACCAGCGACUCAGACACCUCAACCCAAGGCAUGGGAGGAGAGAGUAAAUGGAGGGGACCGCCACUCUGCCCUUGCCCCACUCAUCCAUGACCUCAUAAUGCAAAUGACAUCAGGAGUGAUUGAAGCCAGUGUUGGGGCGGGUGAUUUCCCUGGCGCGCAGGUGGGCUUUGACCUACCGGGCUUCCCUGUUCUUGUUGCGUCCAAUCUUGCCUCGAACCCUGGUGACUAUGCCUGGGGGAGGGGGGGGCUGGAUGCCAUCAUCACGCAACUGAUGAAUCAGCUGGAUGGCACAGGGCCACCGCCGCUCAAUCGGGAUCAGAUUUCUCAGAUUCCCACUGUCAGCAUCACCAAAGAACAGUUUGAUCAGGGUCUCCAGUGCUCAGUAUGUAUGGAGGACUUUAAGGAAGAUGAAAGUGUACGUCGGCUGCACUGCGAACACUGUUAUCACAAUGACUGCAUCAUUCCCUGGUUAGAACUUCAUGGCACAUGUCCAGUUUGUCGAAAGUUAUUGAUAGAAGAUGGCCAGUUUCCCCAUGGUGGAACUGCAUCCUCCGCAAGUACCAGUAGCAACAGCAGUACUGGUCCUGGUCCAAGGUCCUCUAGUUCUCAGGCAGGACCAGCUGCAUCCCCCCCAACUGUUAACAGCAAUGCCUCCCCCGCUUCCUCGUCAACUAGCAACAAUACCCCAUCUUCAAGAUCAGCUCCAGCAAGAUCCAUGUUUGAGGAUGAGCUAGAUUGAUGUUAGGAAAGCCACCUUGUCAGUGAUUACUAUGUCUUUGUUUGCAUCACAGUAUCACCACUGUUGCUUGCUCAACUCCUCUGUGGUGUUUCAGCAAAGGAGAAAAUUGAUUUCGUAAUUGACACAAAUUAUAGAAUAUUGAAGGAAACUAUGAAAUGUGUUCUGGAUUAUUUAUUGCUUAGACAAGAUUUCAAGUAAAUGUAGGGAACUGAGUGAGGUGAAAGAACUGCUGGAGACCAAGUCAGCAGCCUUUGAGAUGUCAUUGUUUUCAGGAGCUGAGUCAAGCCCCAGCUUAUAGUGUUACCUCUUUACAUACAUUGUAAUGUGACAGCACUACGUGUAAUGGGCCAAGAAUACUAGUGAGAAAACUAUGAUGAUAAGCAGCCAUAUCCCAUUGCUCCUAGUGAUACCAAGACCUAAAUUAAAGCAUCAUCACUACAGCAGAGAAAUUGAGAACCAGUAAAUUUUUAGGAAUUUCUGAUUAACACUGAAUACUCCUGUAGUUGCUUCAGGUACAGAGAAAUGGGAUUACAGUACAUGCAUUUUUUCUUUUGUUCUAUCUCUCUUUACUUUUUUCAUUUUCUUUCUUCAAAUUUUGAGGAGUACUGUAAUCUCCAUAUAUUACUCAUUCAAAUGUAAUCCAAAUACCAUAUUUAUAUUCAUGAUAUAUGUUAGGAAAUUGUAUCCAUCAAACAAAUUUCUUCAGCUUUAAGUAAAGACAAGCAACCAAAUAACUUUCAUUGAUGACAGAAGUCAAGAUUGCGCAAGUGCAUUGGAAUUUCAGCGGGACAGAUGUGCUUUGGUAAGCCUAGGGUCUUACAACAAAGUUUAAAUUCAAACAAAACCAACUCAAACUAUUUACUUAGUAGAAGUAAAAUUUUUGGUUGAAACCAUUUUACUUGUGAUUUUGUGAAAGUACACUGGUGUACAAGAUAUGUAAAUGAAGAUUUUUUUUUAUUGUAAUUAUUAAAUAUGAUGGAAACUUUAUUUUGUUUCAUAUAUGAUAUUAUUGUUAUGGAGGCUUGUUGUAAAUAGAAAUGUAAAUGUGUUAAUUUUGAGUUAUGACAUUUACAAUGUGUACAAAAAUCUUGUAUCAAUUAUUUCAUGGCCCCAAAUGCACUUUCACUAGUCGUCCUGUCUCAUGGUUUAUCUGGGGAUUGUACCAUAUUUACUACUUGUCAGAAUAAAAUUACAAAAUCCUG